AUGGACACCUUGCUCCGGGGCGAUGGCUUCAAGUGUUGCUCUUCGAAUCUCUCAUAUUACAAAUUCCCCCUGUUGCUGGAUUAUCUGAACCUCGACAUUUCAAUCUCGAAAAUGACGUUCCAACCCGCUAUCAUGAGUGCCUCCUUAGGGCGAGCUUGGAUCCAUGACUUCGGUUACAAGAUGGAGCAAGCUUCGAAAGCAGGUUUCAAGGGAAUAGAGAUAUUUUACGAGGACCUCAAUUAUCUCGCUCGCAGCAUCUCUGGCAGCGAUGAGCCCACUCCCGAUCAUCUGUUGCAGGCAGCUGAUCAAAUUCAUUCCGAAUGUCAGACUCGGGGUCUCGAGAUCAUCGCCCUCCAGCCAUUUCUAUUUUACGAGGGCCUAAAGGAUCGAAAGCAGCAUGCAAGUUUGAUCGAGAAAAUGAAUUUCUGGCUGCAGAUCGUCCAGCGACUAAACACCAAGACCAUACAAAUCCCUGCCAACUUUCUCCCUGCAGACCACCUCACCGAUGACAUUGAUGUCAUAGUUGCCGACCUGAGACAAGUGGCGGAUAUGGGUGCGGCUCAAACCCCUGUUGUCCGUUAUGCGUAUGAAAAUUUGUGCUGGAGCACGGUCAAUGACACCUGGGAGAAGGCUUGGGAGGUGGUCAAACGGGUUGACCGUCCGAACUUCGGUAUAUGCUUGGACACCUUCAACAUUGCAGGAAGGGUUUGGGCCGAUCCCGCCUCCAGUACUGGAAAGACGGCCAAUGCGGACGUUGAUUUAAGGGAAUCUCUCCAGAGACUAGUCACUGAAGUCGACGUGACCAAAGUGUUCUAUCUCCAGGUUGUGGAUGCCGAAAGGAUGGAGUCGCCGCUCGUUCAAGGUCAUCCCUUCCAUGUUGAUGGUCAACCAUCGCGAAUGAACUGGUCGCGAAAUGCAAGGACCUUUAUGUAUGAGGAAGAUCGCGGGGCAUACCUUCCUUCUGAGGAGGUUGCAAAAGCGGUUGUGUCUGGACUGGGAUACAAGGGAUGGGUCUCGAUGGAAUUGUUCUCGAGAACAAUGUCCGACGAGGGGAAGAAUGUGCCUGAUCUACAUGCGCGAAGGGGUAUCGCUGCUUGGGAGAAACUACAAUACAGGCUUCAACUAUAG
Molecule: messenger RNA, 1128 nt
Organism: Penicillium salamii
Lineage: Eukaryota; Fungi; Ascomycota; Eurotiomycetes; Eurotiales; Aspergillaceae
Source: the annotation of a GenBank genome assembly